Molecule: messenger RNA, 4271 nt
Organism: Mauremys mutica (yellowpond turtle)
Lineage: Eukaryota; Metazoa; Chordata; Testudines; Geoemydidae
Gene: CHMP6
Product: charged multivesicular body protein 6
Exons: 8
Coding region: 38-640 (200 amino acids)
Biological process (GO): late endosome to vacuole transport via multivesicular body sorting pathway; vesicle budding from membrane
Cellular component (GO): multivesicular body; ESCRT III complex
Source: RefSeq, a predicted model, not a curated record
GGGGCGGGGCGGGGAGCGAGCGAGGGGCGGCCGGGCCAUGGGGAACCUGUUCGGCCGCAAGCGGCGGAGCCGCGUCACGGAGCAGGACAAGGCCGUGCUGCAACUGAAACAGCAGCGGGAUAAACUGAAGCAAUAUCAGAAACGGAUAACUCUGAAUCUGGAAAGAGAGAGAUCUGUAGCCUGGCAGCUGCUGAAAGAUGGCAAGAAAGAAAAAGCCAAGUUAUUGCUAAAGAAGAAGCGCUACCAAGAGCAGCUGCUAGAUAAAACAGAAAACCAGAUCAGCAACCUGGAACGCAUGGUCCAGGAUAUUGAAUUCACCCAGAUUGAAAUGAAGGUGAUUGAAGGCCUGAAAAUUGGCAAUGAAUGUCUGAAUAAAAUGCAUGAGGUCAUGUCAAUAGAAGAAGUGGAAAGAAUAAUAGAUGAAACCCAAGAUGCUGUGGAAUAUCAAAGGCAAAUCGAUGAAAUGUUGGCUGGCAGCUUCACCGAAGAAGAUGAAGAUGCCAUUUUAGAAGAAUUAAAUGCCAUUACUCAGGAACAGCUCGAGCUCCCUGAAGUUCCCACUGAGCCACUCCCGGAAAAGAUCCCAGAAGCAUCACCUGUCAAGAUCAGGGCCAAGCCAGAACUGGUGGCAGCAUCUUAAUUCCACUCCGGGGGACAACCCCAAAUAACUUCCAUCAUGAACAGUUUGGAAUCCCAGCAUGCCCUGGGAACAGGAAACGCCUCAGUAACAUCCCAGCUGUGCUGGGCGAAUGUGCUGGAGUGAGGUUUCCUGCGCAGGGCAGGAAAUCUCAGCAGAUUAUCGCUCUUGUAUCAAGAUUAUUUUCUAGUGCUUUCUUUUUGUAAUUUAAAUUCUAAACUCACUCAGCUGCGCUGUCUCUGGAUUAAACAGGGACUUUAAAACUUCCAAAGCCAGAUGCUUUCUACAGGCUGCUUUCAAGUGCAAAUCUGCCUGUGCAACCAGCGCUGCCAUUACUGAUCUGUUAGAAGCCCAUGUGCUGGUCUUGGAACACUGGAGUGAUAAAAAUGGUUUUCAUAGUCACUGUGUUACACUGCACUGCUAGGAACCCAUCAGACCUUCCCUUUGGCUGUGAUCCUGUGUCCCUCUGAUCUUCCUCCUCUGGCUGGGGCUCCACUGUCUAAAUCAGACUGUCUGGCUUGGCACUGGGAUCUGAGAGGUCGCUCUAGGGCAUGGGCAGCAUGCAGCCAAGUUGAGCGCAAGCAUCACUUCUGACCUGCAGGCAGUGACACUGUGGGUAGCGACAGCCUCUCUGCUGAAGGAGAAGCCUUUAGGGGUGAGGAGAAAAGUUUUACUACUUCAAAUCUCUUGCAGCUCAAGCACCCUUGAGUGAGGUGUAGUGAAGCUGUUAUGACGCUGGGCCCGGCACAAAAGUGGGUUUGGUGAGGCUGCCAGCAGAGAACUUCCUCCCGUUGACUCUCAUUUUAAAACUUGCUUAUUUGGGAGGCCAACGGUCUUCUGGGCUGGGAUCUCGGUGCACUCGACAGGGCGAUUGGCCUGAUUUACAAUAGGCCGCAACAGCACUCGUGAGAGAGAAGUUGCUCUGCAGUGAGAUGGAAGAGGCCAAGUCUCCUACCAGGCCACGAGUCAGAAUAGGCCAGACCUGGUCAGACCUCGCACUGUUGCCCAUUUGCCUUUGGAAACCUGUGGUGCUAGGUGUGACUGAGCAGAACGUAAGUUCUAGGAAUCUGAUGAACCUCUUAAAACUAGAACAGGGACUCACUGGCUUAGGAUGCUGCUCUGCUCCCCACCAGAGGUGGACUCAUCUUUGCAAGAUGCAGAUGGAUUGAAAUGGCUUCUGCUUUCAGAUAUCAGCACUCCCCAUUCUGUGUCGUGUGUGUGUGUGUGUGUGUGUGUGUGUGUGUGUGUAAAGCGUGAGUGGGUAUGAACAGGUGAUUGAUUCUGUAUAUGGGAACAAAGUGUGUGGUUUCUUAAAUUAUCACCACAAAGAUCCUGUGUACUUUUAUUUCCAUGUUUGCAAAAAGAAGUUAAAAGUGUGAUUUCACUGAGAUGCAGGGGACAGCUCUGCACUUCCCCAUGGUGCAGAAGGAUACAGGACAGGGUGGCUGAUGAAUCAGACAGAAAGCUGAGGCCCAGGCUGCAAAGCCUGAAUGGUGCUUACUCUCUGUCCUGACUGACCUUGUGUUCGCAGAAACUUUGUCCCUGGGCUGGUAGGUUGCAUCUGGGUUUAUCUGUCCUUGGAAACCAGCAUGCUCUGCUGGGUGUCUGCAACCUCGGCUUGUCAGCCUGAGCAGUGCCUGCCACCAACAUACUGUCCCUUGCUUGAACACACACCCUUCAAUUCACCCUCUCUGCAAUGGGGCCCUGAGAUGUAAGAUAGCCAGAGAGCUCUUUGGGUGCUGCUAGGUGAAUGCUUCUGGGGGAAUAUGCGACUUGGUGCUAGAUAAUAAAUAUUCCCAGGGGCUGUGCCGCUUUCCAGUAGCGAAGGGCCAACAGCAAAAGUCCUCCUUUAAAAUCAUGUUCUCCCUGAUUCUGUGUGUGGGGAACUCCAAGGACUGGGCUCUGAACUGUCUCACUCCUGCAAGAAAUGGGAGUCUCCUAGGUGGCAGGCCCCUUGGAACUUGAUAUGUUCAGGCUUUUAGCAGGGGAUCCCUAUUUGUUUUUUCCAACAAAGCCAAGGCCCAAAUGGUGCUGGGAGAUCCCUCACCCUCACAGCAGCCUGAGCCCUCCGGGGACUCUGUUUUUCAUGGUGAAAGUGGCACUGCUGUUACGGGUCAUUUAACCCAGUUCUUUCUGGAGCCAACAGAUCAGGGCUAACAUGUUCCCCUUUCUAUGUGUGUCAUCUUAGUCCUCUCUGGAGCCACCAGGGAACUGGCCCUUAAGCCCGGCUUUGACAGGCAAGAGCUAAAGUGGGUGAGUCAGGUCUUUACUUUUAAAAUAAAUGGGGAGGGGGUGUAGACUUUGUUGCCAGUUCAAGUCUUUGAAUGUUGUGUAGUAUGCGUGUUUUCAGGGUUGUCACCAUGUUGGUCCUGGGAUAUGAGAGAGACAAGGUGGGUGAGGGAAUCUCUUUUAUUGGACCAACUUCAGGUGGUGAGAGAGAUGGUUUUGAGCCAGACAAUGCUCCUGUUAAGGUCUGGGAGCAGUACUCCGAGUGUCACAGCUAAGUCCAAGGUGGAAGAGAUAGUUUAGCAUAAGCAGUUAACAUGUUGUGAGAGACCAAAGGUGUUAGCAGGCCAGGUCACUUGGAGUUGUCUCUUACAAUACGUUUAGCAUAAGCAGUUAUCUGUUCCACCUUGUAUCUAGCCGUGAUCUCCGAGUACCUUUCCCAGACCUGAAGAAGAGGUCAGUGUAAGCUUGAAAGCGUCUCUCUCACCACCAGAUCUGGUCCAAUAAAACAGUGGUUCUCUUCUUUCAUUUGCGGACCCCUAAAUGUUUUUUGAAUGGGGUGCAGACCCCUUUGGAAAUCUGUGGUUGAAUUCUGGUCAGUCAGUUUUCAGUCUGUCUUUUGCAGUCCCCUUAGACAUUGUCCAUGGGCCCCCUCGGGUCCGCAGAGCACAGGUUGAGACCCACUGCACUAAAAGACCCUCAUCCACCUUGUGUCUGCAAUAUGCACGUUCUCCACCAGAGGGAGCUCUGUCCUCACAAGCUCAGUGUGUUUGUGUGUGUGUGUCUGUUUUGAAGAACACAAUCUGUAUGUAUCAUUUAAUCUCUCACUAGUUCCCUCUGUCAGCUACUCUCAUUUCACCCUCGCUGACUCAUUCUGUCCAACUGGAGUAGAUGCUGGACUGGCAAUGGAGAAGAGUGCAAGGCCUUUGCCAAUGGUGCAGUGCUUUUUCCCCGUCAGUAUUGUGAGCACGCUCCGUCAGGUGGGGCUAUCGCUUAUCACUGUGUCAGAGGAGAGAUGGAAACACACUUCUGCUCUGACUCUGGGCUUUGGUGAAUGGCGUGCUAACAAAGGCCGUGCAAGCCAGGCUUAGGGGAGUUAGCACCCUUGCAGUGUCAGGUGCACUGAAGUGCCAGGAAGGGACCUAAAUGUUCUGCUAUCCUCUGUGGUCUUUUGCUCAUGACCCUUUUUUGGGUUCAUAUCCCAGACAGGCAGUUGGGUGAGCACUGAAGGGGUUAAUGCAGCAUGCUGCGUUGGUCAGACAGUGAAAUGACCACUUCCUGAUCUGCCAACCCUUUCCUGUUUCAAUCCCUGUAUCUAACAGCUUGUGCUGCGGGUCUCCUUGGGAGGAAAAGCCAGGAGGGGUGUGGUGGUGUUGUAACAAUAAAGUAUUUCUAAUGGUUUCACCAA